This is a messenger RNA of Bursaphelenchus xylophilus (pine wood nematode), 2365 nucleotides long. The record is from the annotation of a GenBank genome assembly. Lineage: Eukaryota; Metazoa; Nematoda; Chromadorea; Rhabditida; Aphelenchoididae.
AUGGAAGAUGAAGUUUCUGUUGCGGAAAUCGAAGAGCUCGACGACAACGACAGUUUGGUGGAAAAGGAGGAGAAACUAACUUCUGAUUCGGUGCUAAAUUCGUAUGGUAUGAUAUAAGAUUCAUGCCCGAAACCCGGUCAAAUGAUUCCUUAAAAACCGCAUUUUAGGCAACACAAAUCUCUAUCAGAUAUGGGUAUUCUUGGCGAUGGCGUGUUGCUGGUGUUACAUCGCGCCACCCGCUUUGCUGGCGCCGUUUGCUUUGGGCGAUAUGUGUGUAAAUACAACCAAUUGCAAUGUCACGGAAGGCAGUAUUAUUCAAGAGGUAAUACGGGUUUUUCAGUCGUUACAUUAUAUUGUUUUUUCAGUUCAACCUCAUUGGAGAGGACGCUUACAAAGCCGAGAUGGCAUUGAGUAUCAAUAUUUUGGGCAAUUUGUUUGGGUCCACCGUUUUGUCGAAGGUGGCUGAUGAGUAAGCGUCAUUUAUGCGAUAUUCCUCUGAGCUACAAGCUAAAUUUUUUAUUUAGAAAGGGCCGUCGUCCAGUGCUGUUAUUUUGCAUGUUUUCCUUUGGUAUUUGCAAUCUGUUUUCGGCAUUUGCCCCGAAUAUCUUCGUAUUGGCGUGCCUUUGGAUGCUCCGUGGGGUUUUUUCGUCGGUAAGUCAUCGCUACCGGCUCGGUUGAGCACAGUAACACAAAAAAUGAAAAAAAGCUAAAAAUAGAAAAGUUUUGCCGUUGAUCUUCUACAGACCCACUCUACACUCAAUUGGAUAUAAGCGUCUUCAGGGCCUGGGAACAGUGAAUUGGGUGCUCGGCUACGAAUCCGCUUCAUUUGGCCUGCGCUCGUAUUUUCCGAUGAUUUUCGGAUACACCUGGGUCUUUGGCUACGUCGCUGUAGCCCCUUUGGCCUACUACAUCCAUUACUGGAGGUAUCAAGUUCUAGUUUCAUCAAUUCCUUCGUUGAUUGCCGUCGCAGUUUAUUAUUUUACCGUGCCUGAAAGCUUUCAUGUAUGUGUUUCAAAAGGCCGAAAUGAAGAUGUAAAAAAAUGGUAUACAAGGAUGAAUUCAUGCUCAAAGGUGAAAAGAGGUCUAGAGGAGGCUGAUGAGUUGAUAGAACAACACAAACAGCACAUUAGGACAGAUGGAGGUGCGGAAAACAAGGACAGCUUGUGGACAGCGUUGAGGAAGAACAGAGCGGUUCAGUUGUACAUGUUUGUAUUUGCAUAUACGUGGUGAGUCGAGUUUAAUUUAUAGACUUAUUAAAAAAAAAGGUUCUCAAGUGAGACGCUCAGAUUUUUUAAAUAUUUUUCACAAACGUUCUUCAUAGUUAGAGUAACCAUUCCUGAAAUUUUUAGCUCGCGGUUUGCAGCCGCAGCCGAGAUAUUGAACGAUCUUUUUUUGCCGAGAUAGCACGCAAACCGCGGAGAGUGGUCAGAGAGAGAAAAGCAUUUUUUAGCCGUAUCUUUGUCAGCUUCGUGCGGAAAAAAUUGAUUUUUCGUGGGAACAUUACUCUCUACACGGGAAACCGGCAUGAAAGUUUUUCAAUUUGCAAAAAUAUGUCACAUUUUUUUCUAACUUUUUGACCAAAAAUCUCGAUCAUUUUUGGGAACCGCGAGUUAGGAGUUUCGCAUAUAUCUUGGAAAGAAUUACUCUAAAUUUGUACCAAGUUUCAUCAAUAUCUAAGCAUCACACUUGGAGUAACUCCGCUUUAAAUACGACCUUUUCAGGACGGUUGACUUCUUUAUCUACGCCGGCCUCAACAUCAUAUCCACCGCCUUGGCCGGCAACAAAUACUGGAAUUUCGCGUUGACUGGACUUGCCGAGAUCCCCUCUUACAUUGUGUCGCCGUAUUUGCUGGACAAACUGGGGCGUCGCGGCUUUGGCAUCGUCUCUCAUUUUCUCACGUUUUUUGCGUUUAUUAGCGCCGCUUUUAUUCAAAAUCCAACGUUAUCCUUUGUCUUCUGGUUGUUUGGGAAGUUCGCAAUCUCCUGUGCGUUUACCGCAAUGUUUGUUUAUGUUUCGGAGGUGUUUCCGACCGCUUAUCGAAGCGGUUGCAUUGGGAUUUGCAUGUGUAUUAGUUGCUUUGGUGGGCUGGCGACUGGAGGAAUAAGGGCGGUGGUGGGUGUCCGCGAUUUUUUUUGACUGUAUUUGACGAGUCAGCGAAGCAGAUUUGGUUAAAAGUUUUGCUCUUUUUCAGAAUGAAAUUCAUCCGAAUCUGCCGAAUCUCAUAUUCGCUUUGGCGGCUCUGGUAGCCUCGGCGCUGACAAUAUUGCUGCCAGAAACACGAGGCAAUGAGCUUCCAGACACUACAGAAGAAAUGGAACAGCUUUUUAGAAGGAACCGAAAUCAAGAAGUGCCUUUAGGACCUUAA